AUGUCGUCUAGUGAACAUGAUAAUAUGAGUGAAUCAUCCAACUUGGAUCCUGCCUCUAAUGAGUCCACAUUUUCUCCUUACUCCGGUACUUCACCCUCGCAGAUAGUUCCUGAAUUAGCCAAUGGAAUAAUAGAGUUGACCUGUGAAGAUGCAAUUCGAGAAAACAAACCUUACUUAAGGAUUAUUGAAGAACCGGUUGAUUACUUUAGAUUUCGUUACAGAAGUGAAAUGCUAGGUACACAUGGGUGUCUGUUAGGAAGGAAUUCGGCUCAAGUAAAAAAGUCUAAGAGUCAUCCCACAGUAGAGCUGUGCAACUACAAUGGAAGUGCACUCAUAAGAUGCAGUUUAGCAAGGCACAACAGUUCCCUGGAGCAUCCUCAUAAACUGACUGAAGAAGACCAGGACAGAGAUAUAACAAGCUUGUUACCAUUACGAGGAUCUUAUAAAGUAGCAUUCAGUGGUUUGGGUAUAAUCCACACUGCGAAGAAAGAUAUUCCGACUCUAUUAUACAAGAGGUAUUCCCAAGAACUCAAACAAAAUGAGUUUAAUGAAAGAAAGCUGCGCAUGCAGUGCGAGAACGAGACAAAAAACAUCAAUUUGAACAUAGUAAGACUUAUGUUUACAGCGCAUGAUGUCACCACUGGCGCACCGAUAUGUCCACCAGUUUUCUCUCAGUCUAUCAAUAAUUUAAAGAGCGCUGCGACAAACGAUUUGAAGAUAUGCCGGGCCAAUCGGUAUUACGGCAGACCAAAUGGAGGGGACACCGUUUAUAUACUCGUUGAGAAAGUUAACAAAAAAAACAUCGCUAUUCGGUUUUACGAGUUGGAUGAAAUUGGCGAUAAGGUGUGGGAAGAUCGAGGCCAUUUUUUACAAAGCGACGUCCAUCAUCAGUAUGCGAUAGUCUUUACAACGCCACCGUACCGCGACACAAAGACAAAAACAGAUGUGAAGGUUUUCUUCGAGCUAUUGCGUCCAUCUGACGGUCGUUGCAGUGAACCUAAAGAAUUCACUUACAUAGCGGACGUGUAUAAUCGCGACGUGAAGAAGAGAAAGGCUGAAUCCUACUCGUCUCUUGGCAGCUCAGGUGGAUCAGUCAAAAGUUUUAGCGAUUUGCCUCUAACACUGGAUUUUGCAAACACCUUAACUAAAAAGGAAAUGGAUAUUGACCCCAUGCCAAUUUUGCCCCCAAACAAUUAUAUUCCACCUACGCCCCCCCUCAAACUCAGACUUGAUGGGCGACGCGUUGUUACAGAACGUGUCUAG
Messenger RNA from Leptosia nina, 1263 nucleotides. The record is from the annotation of a GenBank genome assembly. Lineage: Eukaryota; Metazoa; Arthropoda; Insecta; Lepidoptera; Pieridae.